AUGGAGCAAACAAACGAGAGAAAUACCAGCCCACGAACCGGCAGAAGUCGUCUACUUGGCCUUCGUGAGUCGCAGGAUCCUCAGCAGGAAGGCGACAGUGCAGAAAUGAAUCCGAUGGGCGGCCGGCAGGGCAGCUUCGAGUCAUGGAAGGAGGGCGAGGCGCUGCUCGAGCACAUGUCGUUCCCGCCCACAGACGAGGAGCUGGCCAACAUGCCCACCCUCUCCCCUGCGCAACUUCCGCCCAAGUACACCCGCUCCAAUGCCGGCCGUGUCUUCGUCAACCGCAGCCUGCGCCUCGACCGCAUCUCCUGGGUCGGCUUGUACAAGGAGCCUGUUUUCGAGGCUCUCACCUACGAUAUCGCCCUGGAGCACAUGGUGCAAAUCGGCUAUCCCGAGUCCAUCAGAGGGCUCAAGUAUGACCCGCAUUUCCCCAUUCGAGGCCUCUUCCUCGACACCCAGCUGGGCAACCUCCUGAAGGUGGACAGCUUCGGCAACAUCAUCCUGUGCGUCCACGGCAAGAAGCGAUGGAAGAAGCACGCCAUCUACGGCUCCUACCCGGGCGGCCUGAUCCACAACGACGAGAUCGGGCGGCGCUUCUACCUGCUCAACACCCUGUUCGCCCUGCCCGAGGCGUGUCUCUACGCCGACUUGGUUGACCACCUGGAGCACCACCAGCAGGCCAAGAGGAGGGCGCGCACGGCGUCGCAGAAGAAGGCCGCGGCGUCGGAGGGCGAAAGCGAGAGCGAGCCCGACGCGACGUCCGAUAACGAGACAUUGCACGCCAGCGAUGUGGAGCUUUCCUUCAAGAACCUCUUCCAGGACAUCCGAACCACCAUCGAUUAUAUUCACGGCGAGGAGGAGCUGAAGAAGGUGGUGGUGUCGGAUAUCGCCAAGUACAUCCACAAGAACGAUAAGAUGCCGGUUCUGCUUGAUCGCCUGCGCAAGGGCGGUAAGAAGCUCUUCCUUCUCACCAACAGCGAGUUCAACUACACCAACAGCGUGAUGACCUACCUCCUCGGUGAUGCCAACUCUGAAUACAGCAGCUGGCGCGACUACUUCGAUGUGAUCAUCAAGCCCCGCUUUUUCGCCGAGGGCACGACUCUGCGUAUGGUCGACCUCCGCACGGGCAUGCUCAAGGUGGGCAAGACCACCUCCUUCGAGCCCGGCCAGGUGUACAACGGCGGGUCGCUUGAGAUCUUCAACAGAUUCACCAACAACCAGGAGAAGUACAACAAGCUCCUCACACUCGAGUGGGUGCGCGCUGAGAUCUUCCGCGGCCUCGACUCGCAGUCCACCGAGCCUCCCGAUCUGUCGCACCUUCGGAAGCACACGCGCGAGGCUACGGCAGAGUUGGACAAGAGCUUCAACAAGUCCUUCGGCUCCCUCUUCCGUUCGGGAUCCAAGCAGAGCUUCUUCUCCAUGCAGGCACGCACCCUUCUUUUUGCGGUCCCCGACGUUCACCACAUCCCCUGCGUGCAAAGGUAUGCGGAUCUGUACACGGCGGACUACACCAACCUACUCAACUAUCCCCUGUUCUACACCUUCUACGCUCCUCCCUUCUAUCUCUCCCACGAGCGUGAGCAUGUCCUCUUCUAA
Molecule: messenger RNA, 1596 nt
Organism: Acanthamoeba castellanii str. Neff
Lineage: Eukaryota; Discosea; Longamoebia; Acanthamoebidae
Product: 5'nucleotidase
Exons: 12
Coding region: 1-1596 (531 amino acids)
Molecular function (GO): 5'-nucleotidase activity
Source: RefSeq, a predicted model, not a curated record